AUGACGAAGAAGGAAGAGCUGACAGUGCCUCAAACAUUGCCACCAAAGCUAAAAGACCCAGGUAAGGUUACUAUCUCUUGUAAUACUGGUGGAGUAAAUAUCCCACAUGGCUUGUGUGAUUUAGGGUCUAGUAUAAAUGUCAUGCCAUUGAAUAAGGCGAAAGAAUUGAAAGUGGGUAAGAUCAUACCGAGUAACAUGACUCUUACUUUAGCUGACUCAUCUGUUACUCACCCGCCUGGUAUCUUACGAGACAUGUUAGUACAUGUUGAUGGUUUAGUGUUUCCUGCAAAUUUUAUGGUAAUUGAUGCAAAAGGAGAUUCAGGAGGGCUGAUUAUUCUCGGACGCUCAUUCUUGGAAACCGGGAAAGUAAAGAUAAACGUGGAAACGGGUAAACUUACCUUGAAGUUCAACAACAAAAAAAUGGUUUUUAAGGUGUAUGAAUGGACACCGUAUGUGGAGCACUUGAAGACAUGCUAUCAUCUGGAGGUAAAAGGUAGUAAGGUUGACAAAGGAAUGAAAACAGAUGAAUUGACCGACAUGAGGGUAUCCCUUGCGCCUGACGUGCCUUAUGCAUGA
Molecule: messenger RNA, 576 nt
Organism: Lathyrus oleraceus (garden pea)
Lineage: Eukaryota; Viridiplantae; Streptophyta; Magnoliopsida; Fabales; Fabaceae
Exons: 1
Coding region: 1-576 (191 amino acids)
Source: RefSeq, a predicted model, not a curated record